Molecule: messenger RNA, 1797 nt
Organism: Paramuricea clavata
Lineage: Eukaryota; Metazoa; Cnidaria; Anthozoa; Malacalcyonacea; Plexauridae
Source: the annotation of a GenBank genome assembly
AUGAUUAUUGAUGCUGGUAAAAAUACUGAAAAAAUGAGAAAUACAGAGCUCCACCCCAAGACUGACCCUGAUCUACCAUCAACUGAAGAUACAAACACCCCAAUCACAUUCUACACCCCAGUUGGCACAAGGAACCCAAUCUUAAUUCUUGAAGACGAAAAAACAGAGCAGAGACUUGAUAUUGAUAAAAUUCAAAGAGUUAAUAAAGAAGAAGUAGCAACAUCGACAAAUAAAAUAAUUACAGAAAGCACCAUCAUCAUAUGUGUUUCCAAUGGGCACAAAUUAGAUACAAAAUUACUCGGCCCAGAUACAUCUUCAGCUUACAUCAGAUGUCAAAUAAUUGGAAGUGCUGAAAAUAUCCUGAAACAACAUGACCUUAAAAAUCCAAAAACAAUUAUUCUGCAUUCAGGUACAAAUGAUAUUGAAAAACGUUCAGUUGAAAGCAUUUGUAAAGACACUCAUUUACUUCUCUCCUUCAUCAAAUCGAAACACCCACAUACCCGGAUAAUUCUCUCAAGCCUACUACCUCGUAACGACUAUCUUCUUGAAAAAGCACAAAAACUUAACGAACAGCUAAUCAAAAUCUCCUCCGAAUUCACCAACACUAACCUUGUAAAACAUGAUAACCUUUUCAGGUCUACUGCCAUCCUUUACGACAAGAAACACCUCAACAGCAAAGGUGUGAAGAUAUUCGCAAAAAACCUGAAAGGUGCUUAUUUUGGUACAACAAAGAAAUACCAACCCACCAACAAAUCAUCCCACCAACAACCCUCAACAAUGUAUCAUCCAGCCAAGAAAACACCUUCCCUCCCUUUCAUCAACCAUAUCCUAUCACCCCAACACUUCCACACUUCCAACAUCCUUCGUCCCAUCCAGCAGUCAGAACAAAUGGCAAUGCAAACCAAUGGAAUAGUUUAGUCAAUUAUAACAUUCCAGAAAAGUUGACCGAGCUGGUAACCGUCCUUCAAAGGUUCCUUCAAUAAAGUGAAAUGGUCUGUGAGUAUCCAAAACUGACUAACUCAAUUAUAUUUUAACUUUCUAUUAAUAUUAUUUAGUAUAAUGUACUCACAUGUAGGGUAAUAUAAGCCCAUAUGUGUGCACAUACCUAAAGCUUUCCUCUUCCUUAUUGCUCUAAAAAUCAAUUUAUCCCAGAUCAGUCAAUGUUUUCAAAAUUUAUUUCUACAAUAUUAAAUUGAGUAUUAAUGCAUUCUAGGCUCUCUAUUAGUGCUUGGAAUAUACAUGGUUUAAAACAUAAAACGCUUGGUGACAAACUAAGCAACAUUGAUUUUAUAGAAAAUGUUAAAGACCUUGAUUUAAUAUUUCUGACUGAAACAUGGUCUAACGAGAUUAACAGCAUUCCUGGUUUCGUGACAUUAUCCACCAUCACGGCAACCCGGAAAUCAAAUUCGGCUUGUCGCUUGUCUGGCAGAAUUUCACUUUUAUUCAAAAAGGAAUUUGAAAAUGCUAUCUUUAUUGAAAAACAAACAAAAAAUUUCCUGUGGUGUCGAAUAGACAAUACAAUCUUAAACUCCACAAAAGAUUUAUUUAUUUGUGGAGUCUACAUUCCUCCAGAAAGAUCAUCCUACUUUGAUGAGGAUAUAUUUCAUAACCUAGAAAAUGAUGUGGUAUAUUUUUCCAAAAAAGGAAACGUCACGCUGCUAGGGGACUUUAAUGCUCGUACCAGCAAACUCGAAGAUUUUGUUUCAAAGGAAGGAAACACUUUCAUUAAUGACAUUACUGAAACCUCCUUAGAACCAAAAACUAGAGACAAUUUUGAUAGCUGUGUUAAUAACCACG